CUGGGGCCGAUCCGUUAACCGCAGCGGCCGUUGUACUACCGGAGCUUAUCAAGGAGCUGGGGGGUAUUGUCGUCGGUAAACCGACACCUCCUCUGUCUUGAGAGGCGAAAAGACAAGGGGGCGACACACUAUCGAAGCGGCGAUCCCGCAGUUCCGUGCGGGGAUGCUAAAUAUGUGGAAAGUCAGAGAGCUAGUGGACAAAGCCACUAAUGUGGUGAUGAACUACUCCGAAAUCGAGUCCAAGGUGAGAGAGGCCACUAACGACGACCCCUGGGGACCCUCCGGACAACUGAUGGGAGAAAUAGCCAAAUCCACCUUUAUGUAUGAGCAGUUCCCAGAGGUGAUGAACAUGCUGUGGACCAGGAUGCUGAAGGACAACAAGAAGAACUGGAGACGAGUGUACAAGGCUUUACUACUGUUGGCCUAUCUUAUCAGGAACGGGUCUGAAAGAGUCGUCACCAGUGCCAGAGAACACAUCUACGACUUGCGAUCUUUAGAAAACUACCACUUCAUUGAUGAGAGCGGUAAGGAUCAGGGCAUCAAUGUGCGUCAGAAGGUGAAGGAGAUGGUGGAGUUUGUCCAGGACGACGACAGACUGAGAGAGGAAAGGAAGAAAGCCAAGAAGAACAAAGAUAAAUACAUUGGAGUCUCCUCUGACAGUAUGGGAGGAGGAGGUGGAGCAAUAGUAUUAGCAGGAGGAGGAGGAGGAAUUAUUAAGAACUCUAACGAGUUGGAUCGGAGUAAGUGGGAUGAGGACUGGGAUAAGAGCAAAGGAGCUUUCCCCUUUAGCGAGAAGCUCGGAGAGAUCAGUGACAAGAUAGGCAGCACCAUAGACGACACAAUCAACAAGUUCAGAAAGAAGGAACGAGACGACUCGCCCGACAGAAUCAGCAAAAAACAAUCAGUACUCAAGAGCGCUGGUCCUCAUUCGUCCUUCAUGUCUGGAUGCCAUAGUGACAACGAGGAGGAUCGAGCAUCGAGGAACGGUCGGCAGGAAACCCUUGAGUUCAAAGAUGAGGAGGAAACUGUCACAACGAAGAGCAUUCAGAUCACACAGGCAACAGAAACAACGACCACCACCACACGGAAACGCAGCGGAGCGACAAGCAACAAGACUCUGGACCUGGGAGCUGCAGCCCACUACACCGGAGACAAGAGCCCAGAGGUGAAGUCAUCAGUCAGGCAGUCUUCCAGUGGCGGCCUAGCUGACCUAUUAGUGAUUGACCCUUUAUCCAAUCAGAGCACUGCAACAGGUGGCAGUUCAGACCUCAUUGGUGGAUUUGCUGACUUCUCUUCUCCUGCAGCUUCUGCCAGCCUCCCUAACUCCACAGCUGCUGCACCAUCCAAUGGAAACGGAGAAUUUGGAGACUGGAAUGCUUUUGCGGCCAAUCAGCCAGCUUCGCCCGGCUCUGGUUCCUCCCAGCCCGUCACUGAUCUGUUUGGCAGCGUCCAGUCGCCCCCGUGCUCUAAACCCGCCACCGUCCCACCUUCUGCGGAGCUCUUUGAUCUGAUGGGUGGAGUGAACCACCAACUAACCAAUCCACACGCAACGCUGAGUGCCUCUCAGAGCAUGACUUUCUCUCUGGGGGGUGCAACGCCAGGGGCAUCUGUUGCUAUGCCAACAAUGCCCCUUUCUCGCUCUCAACAGAGCCUGGGAGGCAUGACAUCUCAGCAGCCCUUUGAUCAGCAGAAGGUUGGUGUUGGAGGUCCAGGAUCGCUAGGCUCUACCUGGUCGGACCCCUCUGUCAACAUCAGCCUGGACUUCCUAUCAGCAGGCCUCAACCCCACCAAGACACCGCCCACACUCAACAACAUCAUCCAGCAUCAAGGAGUUCCUCCCCUCAGCCUGUUGUCCCAGAACUUCGGAGGACUGAACCUCAGCUCCCCACCUCACGUGACCCCCAUUAGACCACCAGCCAAUCCCAUGAUGGCCGGCAACGCCAUGGGAAUGCCUGCUAACUUGUCAUCGAGUCUCCCCCCGUCUAUGACUACAGGGACCAUGGGGAUUGGAGGACAUCCUGUAAACCAAGGCAUGAUGGGAAUGAACAUGAGCAUGAAUUUGGGCAUGGCCGCUCCAGUGAUGAUGGGCGGUAUGGCGGGCAUGGGAGUGCCAGGAGCAGCGCACUCCAUCAGCCUGGCCAUGGUUCCUCCUAAACAGGAUGCCUUUGCUAACUUUGGCAGUUUUGGAAAAUGAAGGAGUGCAAAUGUGUGUGUGUUUUAGUGUGUGUGUGUGUGUGUGUGUGUGUGUGUGUGUGUGUGUGUGUGUGUGUGUGUGUGUGUGUGUGUGUGUGUGUGUGUGUGUGUGUGUGUGUGUGUGUGUGUGUGUGUGUGUGUGUGUGUGUGUGUGUGUGUGUGUGUGUGUGUGUGUGUGUGUGUGUGUGUGUGUGACAUUUUGAGAGUUUGAGCCACAGAAGGACUGCUGUACUUGAAGACAACCUCGCAUGUUUCUCUCGCUGCUUCUGCUGUUUGUGGCCAGCCUGUUGACACGUUCAUGGGGACAAAGCACCCACAGGUGCCCCUCACCUUUGUUUGAGAUGUGAAAUGAUAUCAUACAGAGAGAUUAAAGCCUAUAGUCAUUACUUCCUGUAAGGAAAAGGUUCACCCUCUUUCCCUGAUUUAUAAAUGAACCACAGUCUAUCUCCCGUCAUUACAAAAGUCAGUGCAUACAAUUACAAAAUCUUUAUUAAACUGAAUCCAUUCUCUGGUCCUCCAGCAGAGGGCAGAAUUAGUGUAUGCUUAUUCUUGAGCCUUAUAAAUGCGUUUUACUUUUCCUCCUCUUCCUCUUUUUUUUAUCAGUCUUGUAGCAGUUCACAAUCAUUUAAUGAUCAAUAGAAUACCUAAGGUUUUAUUAAAGUUGUAUUGAUGAGUAAAACCUUUAACUGCUCAGAACAAAACAUUUUCAGCUCUUAAUAUUAUAAUGAUCGGUCACUUUUAAUAGUGAUAAAGGUGAUUAUUAUGUUUCUGGAUGCCUCUGACUGAUUAAAGUGUUUAUCAGUGUUUUGUUUAGAUUUCUAGUAAUGGAUAGUUUCUCCUCUCUUGGCCACACAAGAUGAGGAAAAUAUGCGAUAAGUGAAAACCUCGUUGAAUAUCGCAAUGUGUCAUCAGUUAUACCUUUCUGCUGCUUUCCAAUAUACUGCUAAAAAACAACAAACUGUUUGUCAAAUGAAAAGAAUAUAUAAGAAAUGAUUUCUAACAUUCUUUUAUUGAACUGAAUUGAACAGAAAUGGCAGAUCAGACAAAGAAUAAUACUUACAUUUUCAAGCAAAGUUUUCUGCUGGUACUCUUUCAACUAAAUAAAAAAAUCCUUGAGUUCGAUAUCAAAGUCUUCUGUUGUUGACAUUGACAUAAUGAUAGGAAAACAACAUAGUAUACAGCCCUACUGUUUAUUCUUUUUCAUACUCUGUUUAUGUAUAGAGGUAUAGGAUAAUGUGUAUUAUUCUUUUUUUUAAGGGGACAAUAAUGAUUAUCAACAGACUUAACAUUAUGAUCCUGUUUAUUUUGUCCUUAUUUAAAGCGGUCUCUCACUUUUCGGUCAACCUAGCAAUGUAUCUUUUAAUUGCAAACUUCAUUUCGUCAGCAAACAAGCUGACUUGGAAGUAUCUUCGUGCAAAGGUUGCAUAUCUGCAUUUCACCACCUGUGUCCUAGGAAAUAACCGCCCCUAAAUUUGACAUGGAAUAGCUGAGUUUUAAUUAAUUAUUUCUUAAGGGUUCGGGAGGUCUUGAGUGAAGUGUGUGCAAGAAUAGAAUGAAUGUGUGUGUGUGUGAAUUUUCGUAUAGUUUUUGCUGUUUGAUGUGUUAGCAAAGCUUAGCAGAGCCUCUUGUCAUUUUCUGAGGCACUGCACUACAAAAGACCAAAUCUUUAUUUUGUUACUCUCAGAAGGAUGAUUCCAUAGCUAUUAGUUUAAUAUUUUUAUUAGUUAACUUGUAAGCUUAUGUUCAUAUGGGAGAGCUACUAAUAACAUAAUCAAGUUGAAGGGAAUCAUGUUUUUGUUUCUUUUUGGUACAGCUCGUUUCAUUUGAUUGUACUCUAUAUUUUCUGUACUUCAUUCAACAUUAAAUUAUAACAUUAAAAAUUCAAUUUCUUCUUUUUCUGUAA
Eleginops maclovinus (Patagonian blennie) is the source of this 4096-nucleotide messenger RNA. RefSeq names its product clathrin interactor 1-like. Gene Ontology annotation, biological process: endocytosis. NCBI's taxonomy places the organism in Eukaryota, Metazoa, Chordata, Actinopteri, Perciformes, Eleginopidae. Gene Ontology annotation, cellular component: plasma membrane; endosome; clathrin vesicle coat. Gene Ontology annotation, molecular function: clathrin binding; phospholipid binding. The coding region runs from base 164 to 2194 and encodes 676 amino acids. The record is from RefSeq and is a predicted model, not a curated record. The transcript has 12 exons.